Molecule: messenger RNA, 1225 nt
Organism: Didymella exigua CBS 183.55
Lineage: Eukaryota; Fungi; Ascomycota; Dothideomycetes; Pleosporales; Didymellaceae
Product: C4-dicarboxylate transporter/malic acid transport protein
Exons: 2
Coding region: 22-1113 (363 amino acids)
Biological process (GO): malate transmembrane transport
Cellular component (GO): membrane
Molecular function (GO): malate transmembrane transporter activity
Source: RefSeq, a predicted model, not a curated record
AACUCGUCGCCAAAUGCGACCAUGGAGAAACAGGAAGAGCAUGACAACAGCUCACUUGCGGUCGGCUUUCGGGAGCGUGUCAAACAUGUCACUUGGGCCUGGUUCCUGUCGAUGAUGUCAACUGGAGGGCUCUCAAUCGUACUGGCAGAGACGCUGCAUAAGUUUCGCGGUCUCCACACAAUCGGUCUCAUCGUCUUCUUCUCCGAUCUGUGCCUUUUCACCAUCCUAUGUAUCUGCAUGCUGGCCCGAGCCGUGCUACACUUCCACUACUUCAAGAAAUCGUUCACUCACCCAGCAGAGUCCUUCUUCCUUGGCUCCUUCCUCAGCAUAAGCGUCAUCAUCGGCUCCACACAACUUCACGGCAUUACGUAUGGUCCCGGCUACCCAUGGCUCAUCUCUACCAUCAACAUAUUGUACUGGGUAUACGCUGCCAUUUCGCUCCUCAACUCGCUCUUCCAGUACCACAUCCUGAUGGCAAAGAGCGCCGUCCGACCAAUUCCAUUUCUACCUAGCGCAUUCCCAGCAGGCUACUCCACGAUGCUGACAGGCACCAUAUCCUCACUCAUCGCUGGGAGGCAACCUCCAGGCCACGCAGCAGCCAUUAUUGUAUCCGGUUGCGCAUACCAAGGUUUCAGAUGGAUCAUAUCACUCAUCUGCAAUGCAUUCGUUAUCAAGAACCUCAUGGAGAACGGCCUGCCACCACCGCAAAUGCGUCCGGCCUUUUUCAUACCAGCGGGCGCUGGCGCCUAUACAAUAGUCGCUCUGAUUGGGCAGGCGAAUGCUAUCCCCGAGUCGUACGAAUACUUUGCUGCUCAUCCGGGAACGAAGAGCAUAUUGCAGACUCUAGCGCUAUUCUCUGGAAUAUUUUUAUGGUUGUUCUCUUUCUAUAUGUUCGCUAUUGCCGUCGUGGCGAAUGUCAGUGUUGUGGGUAAGAUGCCCUUAGCGCUAGCGUGGUGGGCGUUCAUCUUCCCAAACGUCGACUUUACUUUGUCUACAGUGAUGAUCAGGAUAGAAUUAGAGAGCGAGGGGAUACUCUGGGUUGGCAGCGUAAUGACGGUGUUCUUGGCCGCUAUCUGGUGUGUUGCAUUUGUUGGUUGUGUGCGAGCUGUGUGAAUGAAGCGCAUCGUAUGGCCGGGCAAGGAUCGAUGAAAUGACAGGGCGUAUGUGGACCGUCUUACAAUUGCGGAAAGAUUGUGAGGGUUUAACCGGAACCACUUGUCGGGCC